UGUGGGAUUCAGCACAUUCAUAGCAGUAGGCGGGAACAAAGAUCCAGGUACUAUAUUAGCUCCCUCUUCAUUUUGUCCACACCAAAAGCUUCAAAUCCAACUUCCCAUCAAGACGAAACACCAGCUUCGGAAGGUAACAUGAAGAUGCUUAGCAGCUUGCUGCUUGUGAGUGUCGUAAUCAUUUGGGCAGAGCUGCCAGCGGCAGCUUUGCUAAAGAUACCAGUCAAGCCUGGGACCUGCCCAAGAGAUAUUUGCAGAUGUGUUCCACCGCCUCAACCUGAUCGGUGCCAAAAUGAUCAUUCUUGUGGAGGAAAGCAGAAAUGCUGUUAUUUCUGUUGUGUGAGGAGCUGUAGGGACCCAGAACAAGGGACCAGCACAGUUGCUUUUUAG
Elgaria multicarinata webbii is the source of this 390-nucleotide messenger RNA. RefSeq names its product porwaprin-b-like. The transcript is spliced from 3 exons. NCBI's taxonomy places the organism in Eukaryota, Metazoa, Chordata, Lepidosauria, Squamata, Anguidae. Bases 139 to 390 code for a protein of 83 amino acids. Gene Ontology annotation, molecular function: peptidase inhibitor activity. Gene Ontology annotation, cellular component: extracellular region. The record is from RefSeq and is a predicted model, not a curated record.